CGCAAGCGCGUGCCAUUAAAAUUAAAAUCGUCGGCCGGCUCGUGCUGUCUCCCCCCAUCGCCACUGACGCGGAGCCGCAGCGGAACAGCCAUGGCGAUGGCGGCCUGCUCCGUCCGCCUCCUCGCCGCCGCCGCGCACCGCCGGGGCGCCGCCGCGUUCCUCCACGCCCCGCGGCGGCCCGUCGCGUGCUCCCUCUCGUUCCCGCGCGGCCACGGCGGCAUCCGCGGCCGCGCCGCCCUCUCCUCCAUCUCCCUCCCCUCCUCCGCGCAGGGCCACGCGCCCUUCGACCUCCUCCCGCCGGACUCCGAGCCCUUCAUCCAGUGGGACCCCCCGCCACCGCAGGACGCCUCCGCGGGCGGCGCGGGGGCAGGGGGGAGGGAGGAGGAGGGCCCCGCGCUGGUGGUGCUGCUGGGCUGGCUCGGCGCGCGGCAGAAGCACCUGCGGAGGUACGCCGACCUCUACCGCGACCGCGGGGUCGGGUCCGUGCGGUUCGUGGUGCCCGUCCGCGAGCUCCUGGGGCUCGACCUCGGCCGCCGGGUCGAGCGCAGGGUCGCCGACCUCUCGGCUGAGAUCGCCGCCUGGUGCGACGCCGACCGCAGCCGCACGCUCCUCUUCCACACCUUCAGCAACACCGGCUGGCUCGCCUAUGGUGCGGUACUUGAGAAUCUACAAUCAAGGGCGGAUAUAAUUGAGAGGAUAAAGGGGUGUAUUGUAGACUCUGCGCCAGUUCUAGAGAUUAGACCAGAGGUCUGGGCAGCUGGUUUCUCUGCUGCCAUGCUGAAGAAAAGCAGUUCUUUAACAGGACCUUUAGCUGACUCCCCUGAUGGAUCUACUUUGAAUGGUGCAUUGAACAAAGUUACUUCUGUCUCAGAGUUGACAAAACCAUCAUGGAGUGAAACUUUUCUUCUGUCAACUCUUCAGAAGUUUUUUGAGGUUGUCCUUCGCCUACCUGAUGUAAACCAGAGAAUGCACAAGGUCCUCUCGGUUCUUUCGGAUAAGCAGCCGCCCUGCCCCCAGUUCUACCUGUACAGCUCCGCCGACAGAGUGAUCCCUGCCGAAUGCGUGGAGAGCUUCAUCAACAUGCAGAGAUCACUGGGGCUGAGCGUCUCAUCACACAAUUUUGUCUCGUCGCCGCAUGUGGACCACUACAGGAGCUUUCCUCACCUGUACUCUGCCAAGAUCGACGAGUUCCUGAAGGUCUGUUCCCCAGUUAGUGUAUGAUGAUGAAACGACGAUUAAUCUUGCUGAAGAUCUGUUCCCUACUUAGAGAUGAGUUGAUGGUUAGCCUUUUGACCAACACGGUGGUUGAAGAUUCUAGUGACAAUUUGAUCGGUUUUGUAUUUUUUUAGCGUAAGUAGCGCGCGUGCGAUGUAGGAUGCUUCUACAUGGGUGUUUGAGGAGGGGUAAUAUCGCCGCAUCGUCAAGCAUCCAUGUGAGCUUCAUCUACUCAAACUCAAGCAACUCUUUGUAGGUACGUGAUGAUCGAACUGUCUAUUCCUUUUGGGGGAAAUUGUAUUGUCCAUUCUUGGGAUAAUCUUAUAUGUUAAGCACAGCUGCCUAGUUAAGCAUCUUA
Messenger RNA from Hordeum vulgare subsp. vulgare (domesticated barley), 1573 nucleotides. RefSeq names its product transmembrane protein 53-like. The record is from RefSeq and is a predicted model, not a curated record. Lineage: Eukaryota; Viridiplantae; Streptophyta; Magnoliopsida; Poales; Poaceae. The transcript is spliced from 4 exons. Bases 91 to 1221 code for a protein of 376 amino acids.